Halteromyces radiatus is the source of this 1364-nucleotide messenger RNA. RefSeq lists its product as uncharacterized. The transcript is spliced from 4 exons. NCBI's taxonomy places the organism in Eukaryota, Fungi, Mucoromycota, Mucoromycetes, Mucorales, Cunninghamellaceae. Gene Ontology annotation, molecular function: cysteine-type deubiquitinase activity; zinc ion binding. Bases 1 to 954 code for a protein of 317 amino acids. The record is from RefSeq and is a predicted model, not a curated record.
AUGGGACAUCAUCAUGAAUCAUUCUGGCGAUAUCUUGUUCAAUCCAAAUAUCGACUUUCCUAUCACCAUCCUUUCCUUUCAUGGUAUCAACUAGCUAUCUCUCGUCAUGUUGAUCUUAUAUGCCCGCAUUUAAAUGGACGAUUGCACGAUCCUUGGAAACAAGAUAUCGAUCAAUUGAUCGCUCAUUUAAGUACCCUCCUUUGUCAUCAAUAUACUCAAUCUACGCAAAUUGGAAAUCAAGCAUCAUUCGAUUUGCAAUAUCGAACGCCCAUUUUAUGUUGUCCUUCAUCAUCAUCAUCAUCAUCAUCAUUUUCUUUUGGAUGCGGGGAUAUCUUUUUUGAGCCUCAAAAAAAUCCUGGGCAUUUAUAUGGACAUUACCAGAAAACAGGACAUUCUAUUAUUUUGAAAGUAUCUAGUACUCAUUUUAUAGAGAUGUGGUGUUAUGCGUGUAAUCGACCCCUUGGGUAUUGGGGAUCGAGUGAAAGUGAAUAUACUAGUGCUAGUGAAAAAUAUAUAGUAAAACAAUGGAUUCAACGCCUGACAUGGUCUUUAGAUAUGGUAGAUCGUCAUCAUGGGCAGAUGGUCCCACACCUCGUUCGUCGUCAAUGGGAACUAAGACUUUUGUUAUCAAAAACACAGUCUCCAUGUUAUCUUUUGGAUAGUCAAUGGUUCUAUGCUUGGAUUAAUUAUCUUUCUUCACCCUCCAUGGAUCCUCCUUCCUCAAUGCCUCAACAUGAUUAUUUUUUAAUCAAUGAUCAUCCUCCUUCCAUUCAUCCUCAUUUGAAACUAAAUCAACAUUUUGUAUUGGUUUCUAGUCAAUUGUAUUUUUAUAUCCAACGUAUCUAUGGUAUUCAAGGUCCAACCAUUCAUAAAGAUCAGCUAUAUCAAAGACAAGAAUAUAAAGAGCUUUUACAACAAAUCGAUGAAUGUAUUGACCAUCAUUUAACUACCUAGUGCAUUUGAAUAAACUAACUAAUCUACAAAUUUUUUCAUAUCAUCCCUUCUUCACUAUUUUGUCAUAACAUAAAUUUGGUUCUCUAAUUUCAACAAGAGAGAGUCUUGAGAGGUAUUCUUCUUUUUCCACCAAGGUUUUCAGUGUUUGAUGUACAAAUUGAGUCAGAUGGUCUAUAUGUGAAGGAUAAUCAAUGGAUGCAAAUAAAUGACAGUGUAACCUAUCUCUGUUUUUCAGCUUACCAAUCCAAUGCACCGGUCAUAUCAUCUAAUAGUAGCAAAGUUGGUUUUCAUAUCAAGGCCCGUGCUAAUCAGGGUUUGAGAAAAAAAAAUAUCCAUCAUUAGUCUAUGUGAGACAUUACCAUAUCCAUCAGCUUUUUUUUUCUAUUUAUUACCUAGUAAAUACUUUUGAU